AUGCAGGAGCCGCCGGCACAGCACCAGGGUGGCCUUCCUCUUCCGCCGCCGGCGGAGAAACAACAGCCCGCCAUUUUCAACUCCUCCUCCUCAAAUAAGGAUUUAGAACCAGGAAGGUGUAAGAGGACUGACGGGAAGAAAUGGAGGUGUUCUAAACCCGCCGUCGCUCCUAAUUAUAAAUACUGCGACAGUCAUCUCAACAGAGGUGGUCGUACUCCUCGCCGCCGUUCAAGAAAGCUUGUGGAAUUGCUUUUGAAAGAUAUGGGAUUCAUGAUGACGACCACGGCAGGAGAUGAUCUCUCUGUCUCUGUGGUGGGUUCAAGUUCAAGUUCAAGUUUGAUGAUACCCAAUAAUUACCAGUCUUCUACAGUUUCUUCUCUUACUCUAUCAAUGGCAAUGAGGACUAUGUCUGCCUCUGCUGAUGGUAGCAUUCAAGAUGAUCAAAUGGGUCUUAUUAAAUCAUCUAGUUUGGAUAUGGAUCACCAGCUUAUGCAGAGAGAUCUGAUAUUAACCAAUAAUGAUGGUGGGUUUCUACCGACGGCGAACUUACCGGUUCAGAACAAGAGAAGGCGGAUGGUUUCUUCAGAUAGGGAUGAUCAGUUACUUCUUCCUCAAUCAAUGGCUAUGGCGGCAGCAGCAGGAGGUUACAUUUUGGAUAUAAAUGUUGAAGAAGAAGAAGAAGAAGAUGAUGAUAAGCCAUUAAUGAAAUCGAAUUGGUCGUCUUCUGUUCCAGAUGGUGGGCCUUUAGCUGAGGCCUUGGGUCCAUGUUUACCAUUUUGGGGAAGCGAUCCGAUCGAGUAG
This is a messenger RNA of Impatiens glandulifera, 801 nucleotides long. Its product is annotated as growth-regulating factor 8-like. Gene Ontology annotation, cellular component: nucleus. The record is from RefSeq and is a predicted model, not a curated record. Gene Ontology annotation, biological process: DNA-templated transcription; developmental process. The coding region runs from base 1 to 801 and encodes 266 amino acids. The transcript is spliced from 3 exons. NCBI's taxonomy places the organism in Eukaryota, Viridiplantae, Streptophyta, Magnoliopsida, Ericales, Balsaminaceae.